GUCAUGAAUCAGACGACUGUUUGGUUAACGAGAGGUGUCUUUGCCUUCAAAUUCAAUGACAAACAAAUCAUUUGAUCAUAAAUUCAAUGCUUUUUAUAUUUAAACUAAACUUUAUUUUUAUAAAUUGAUUGCAAUUUAAUUGACAGACAAUUAGACAAUGAGUGAAAACAGCGAGAAAGUGGAUCAAGUGAUGAAAGCGACCAAUGAUAGCGGCUCAAAUUCAUUACCAAAUAAUACAAAGAAACCCAAGAAUAAGAACCGCAAGAAUAAGAAGAGCAAAGAGUUGGCGAACAAGAGUGAGGGCGCGGGCGGAGGGCCGACGCCGUGUUGCGGACCGGACUCGCCGUGCGGUCAGUCCGGCAAUCAUUUGAGCGAAACGGACGGCGCGGUCGGACCGGCCACUGAUGGCGACCCCAAUGAGAUGAAUGCGUGGACUUAUAACAAGUUGCAGGACAUCAAGAAAGCGGUGGAGAUGUUGAACCUCUAUCAGGGCUCGACCGCCGCUAAGACACCGGAAGACGCCCUCAAAAAGCGGUACGAGUUUUGGGACACACAGCCGGUGCCCAAACUCGAUGAGGUGCCCGAAGUGAACCAAGAGAUUGAGGCCAAUAAGUCGAGCGAACAGAUCAAACCGGACUCUUUGAAUCUUCCGCAGGACAUCAAAACUCUAGGCUUUAGAAAAAUGCAAUCAAAAGACGUGAAGAAAGUGCAGACAUUGUUGGCUUCAUAUCUGAAUCGCUUCGAUCUCUCGCCUGUGUUUGACUUCGAAGAAAUGGUUCACUGGUUUACUCCUAAAGAGGAUGUGGUGGACAGUUAUGUGGUUGAGAGACCCGGGAAAGAGGGAAAGAAAGGCGCGACAGAGAUCAUAGGGUUCGCCAGUUUCUACACAUUGCCCUCUUCUGUUAUGCAUCACCCGACCUAUAAGAGCAUUAAAGCCGCCUAUGCUUUCUAUACGGUUGCUUCCGGUGAUGUCAGCCUUCAUGACCUCAUGCAAGACGUCCUAACUGUGGCUAAAAAUGCCGGUUAUGACGUAUUCAAUGCCUUAGACCUCAUGGAUAACAAAGAGUUUCUGGAGAAACUAAAGUUUGGUAUCGGAGACGGAAAUCUGCAGUACUAUCUGUUCAACUGGAAGUGUCCGCCCCUUUCAUCCGAGAAGAUUGCACUCGUCUUACAAUAAGUCCUCAUUAAAAUUGAGAUUCAGAUAAGAAUGCAUUAAAUUCUAUGAAAUUUUACUAUUUAUUGAUUAAAUGCUUUGGAUUUGUCAUAACUUUGAGAUACAAUACAAACUACUUGACUAUUGUUUUGCAUUACAUGUAAAUCU
Messenger RNA from Medioppia subpectinata, 1321 nucleotides. The record is from the annotation of a GenBank genome assembly. Lineage: Eukaryota; Metazoa; Arthropoda; Arachnida; Sarcoptiformes; Oppiidae.